Molecule: messenger RNA, 2135 nt
Organism: Polyodon spathula (Mississippi paddlefish)
Lineage: Eukaryota; Metazoa; Chordata; Actinopteri; Acipenseriformes; Polyodontidae
Product: ribose-phosphate pyrophosphokinase 1
Exons: 7
Coding region: 222-1184 (320 amino acids)
Biological process (GO): ribonucleoside monophosphate biosynthetic process; purine nucleotide biosynthetic process; 5-phosphoribose 1-diphosphate biosynthetic process
Cellular component (GO): ribose phosphate diphosphokinase complex; cytoplasm
Molecular function (GO): magnesium ion binding; ATP binding; ribose phosphate diphosphokinase activity
Source: RefSeq, a predicted model, not a curated record
CAAAAGGGCUCGCAGAGUAUAGAACGCGUGUAGCAUCAUGGUUGCAUAGGUAAGAGAAAGGUAAUUUUUGUAAGAGGUGCGCCGUGGCUCGGAAAAUUAUAAAUUGGAAACUCUAAUUUUACAUGAUUUUUAAGUAAAUUGUUGUUUUGUUUAAGUCAGGUCUUAUUAUUUUAUUACCUUAUCCUUGUUAUCAUUUAACCGACGCCCUGGAUCGCCCAAAAAUGCCCAAUAUCAAGAUUUUCAGCGGCAGCUCUCAUCAGGAUCUCUCCCAGAAGAUAGCGGACCGCCUGGGUCUAGAGCUGGGGAAGGUCGUGACCAAAAAGUUCAGCAAUCAAGAAACAUGUGUUGAAAUUGGUGAAAGUGUGCGAGGGGAAGAUGUCUAUAUUGUUCAGAGCGGCUGUGGUGAAAUCAAUGACAAUUUGAUGGAGCUUCUCAUCAUGAUCAAUGCAUGCAAAAUCGCUUCAGCCUCCCGUGUGACCGCAGUCAUCCCCUGCUUCCCGUACGCCCGCCAGGACAAAAAGGACAAGGUGGGGAGUCGAGCUCCCAUCUCUGCCAAGCUGGUUGCUAACAUGCUGUCUGUGUCUGGAGCAGAUCACAUCAUCACUAUGGACUUGCAUGCCUCCCAGAUCCAGGGUUUCUUUGAUAUCCCAGUGGAUAACCUCUAUGCAGAACCAGCAGUGUUGAAAUGGAUCAAAGAAAACAUCCCAGAGUGGAAAAACUGUACCAUUGUCUCUCCAGACGCUGGGGGUGCCAAAAGGGUCACUUCCAUUGCUGAUCGUCUAAAUGUAGACUUUGCUCUAAUUCACAAAGAAAGGAAGAAGGCCAAUGAGGUGGAUCGCAUGGUUCUAGUAGGCGAUGUAAAGGACCGGGUUGCUAUUUUGGUGGAUGACAUGGCUGACACCUGUGGGACCAUCUGUCAUGCUGCUGACAAACUUCUGUCUGCAGGUGCCACAAAGGUGUAUGCAAUCCUCACUCAUGGCAUCUUCUCAGGCCCAGCCAUCUCUCGCAUUAACAAUGCUUGCUUUGAGGCGGUCGUUGUCACCAACACCAUCCCACAGGAGGACAAGAUGAAGCACUGUCCUAAAAUACAGGUCAUAGAUAUAUCGAUGAUUCUGGCAGAAGCAAUCCGCAGGACACACAACGGCGAGUCUGUCUCUUACCUGUUUAGCCAUGUCCCUUUGUAACAUCACUGAGUCCUGGUGCUUCAGUGCAGCCAGUUUUACCGAAAAGGAAAACUGAUUCUCCUUGCAGUGCCUGCAAUGCAAAUCCCUGAAAACCCAAACAAGACUAUGGGAUUGACUCCAGCUGGCCUGUCCCACUUACCUGAUCUUUCUCGCUCUUCCCCCCCCCCCCCCCCCCCCCCUCCCCUUAAGGUUAAUGUUCUCCUUCCUUAGAACUGCUUGUCUAGUCAGCGAGUUGUGAACUGUGCAGUUUUCCUUAGAAGCAAUACAUUUUCGCACUUGGGCAUGCUAUUGCAGUCGAUGAUGGAAGAGUGCUGUUUCUGUGGAUGAAGAGCGAGGAUGAAUAGUUUUCUAGAGCUUUCCUUAAGCUGUCAACCUGAUCCUAUUUUAUCCCUUUUAUUUGAACCAGAUGUUUAAAUUCUGUUUUUAAAUGUCAUUUGAAGAAAGGGGAGAGGGUGGGGGCUGGCUAGUUAGUGCAAGGUAAUAUGCUUUCUAUAGUUGACUGAACAUGGAAUUUAAUGCCACCAGGUGGCAGCAACACCAAAAUGUUUGCCUUAAUGUUUAAGUGUGACAUAUCAAAUCCUCAGUCUAAUAUAUAAAUAGCUUGGUGAUUUUCUCCCCCCCAAUUCCCCAUGGGUGAAGAUGCCCAAAUAGAGCGACACACUGCUUCAGACUCUUCAUAUUGUGUACUGUUACUCCUAUUGUCUUAUUGUUUGUGUGAUUUACAUGUUGGAUUCAUUUUGUAGUCUCUUUAUAAACUGUUACAGUGGAUGGGGCAUGCUAAUUUAAUUUAGCCCUUGCAUUGACUUUAAUGUGUUCAAUGAAGUACUAGUUCCAGUGACGUGUCCCAACUCCACCAAUGUGAGGAUUUAAGCUUAAUGUGUCCCAUACCAAAGGGGCUUUUGGAAUGUACUGUGUUUUAGUGGAACAUUAAAGUCAUCAGUGUUAACAAAA